Messenger RNA from Paraglomus brasilianum, 762 nucleotides. The record is from the annotation of a GenBank genome assembly. NCBI's taxonomy places the organism in Eukaryota, Fungi, Glomeromycota, Glomeromycetes, Paraglomerales, Paraglomeraceae.
AUGAUUCGCCCGGUAAUAGUUCUAAACACUGUAAGUUUUGCAAGUUGUGGUUUCCGCGAGUUCCUUAGUGUUUUGUUUCAAGAAUUCCGCUUAUACGAUUUCUCCCCUCGGGAUAAUUGCUCAACAGUCCCCGCAUUAGACGAGGAAGUCAGAUUAUAUACUAAUACUAUAGAUCGGGAGAAAUACGAGAACCUCGCUGACUUGUAUGCAAUCAUUGUCACAAUGGAACACCUCGAAAAAGCCUACAUCAAGGACUCGAUUAAACAUACAGAUUAUACUCCUGCUUGUUCGAAAUUGAUCGCACAGUACAAAACAGCUUUGAAUUUGGUAAGCGAUCAUGUGCCUGAUAUUGAGAAAUUUAUGAAAGAGUACAAGCUCGGAUGUCCCGCAGCAGCCAAUAGGUUUAAGAUAGGGGUUCCGGCUACUAUAGAACAUUCGACUGGCGCUGGACAUGGAUCUGGAGCCUCAGCAAAAUAUGUGGCUGAAACUGUGACGCAUUUUAUUACGCUAAUGGAUACUCUCAAACUGAACAUGAAGGCAGUGGACGAGUUACAUCCGAUCCUAAGUGAUCUAAUGCAAAGUCUCAACAAUGUAAGCUCUCUCCCUGCCGAUUUCGAAGGAAAGGCAAAGGUAAGAAAGUGGCUGAUAACUUUAAAUUCAAUGAAAGCGAGUGAUGAGAUCAACGCGGAGCAAGUACGGCAAUUGUCCUUUGACAUGGAAAACUCGUAUAAUGCCUUCUAUCGUUCAUUAUCGAAAAGUUGA